Molecule: messenger RNA, 4757 nt
Organism: Haliotis rubra (blacklip abalone)
Lineage: Eukaryota; Metazoa; Mollusca; Gastropoda; Lepetellida; Haliotidae
Product: band 4.1-like protein 3
Exons: 26
Coding region: 301-2934 (877 amino acids)
Cellular component (GO): cytoskeleton; plasma membrane
Molecular function (GO): structural molecule activity; actin binding
Source: RefSeq, a predicted model, not a curated record
AGAAGCGACCACCGCUGGGCAAAUGACAAUGGGUUAUGUGAUCUGUUAUCCCUACACAUCGUAGCUUUAUGCAUGUAUACGAAUACAAGCAGUCAGAGAAACAUGGCAUAAAAUAUCAUUGUCAACCGGAAGCUGAAUACAGCUCCAGGCGCCCCACGGACAUUCAAGUGAACAUAUCGUACCCCUCGCCGCGGCUUAGUGCUGAGGGCGUGGAGGGUGUCUUUGUUUCAACUCAACCCCCGAGGUCAGGUUUUGCACCUCAGUCUGUGAGUAAGACUGAGUCGACACUGACGGACGAUCAUGGCGGAGGAAGGGCAGGGUCGCGGUUCUGAUGGGGAGAAUGAUCCCCCUGCGUCUGUCAACACAACAGAUACAGAGGUGAAACGAGAGAAGAGCCCGAACAAAAAUAUGACCGACAAGAAGUCCCCUAAGAAACAGACUAGGUCAUCGAAGGAAAUAAUCUGCACUGUUGUACUCUUAGAUGGAGAGAAUUUCGAUGUGCCGAUUGAUAAAAAUGCUGUAGGUCAGAAAUUGUUUGACAAAGUUGGAGAUCAUAUCGAUCUGCUGGAGCGGGACUACUUCAGCCUGACCUACACAGAUGACAGGGACCCAGCACAUAUAAAGUAUUGGUUGAAUCAUGAAAAGAAAAUAUCAAAACAGAAGAAAAGAGGUGCUUGGGUGUUUGAAUUUGCAGUGAAGUUUUAUCCACCAGACCCUAGCAUGUUGCAAGAGAGCCUUACAAGAUAUCUUGUUACCUUGCAAGUCAGAAGAGACAUUUUAAGUGGAAGGUUACCUUGUUCCUUUGUCACACAUGCCCUCCUAGGGUCAUACAGUGUCCAGGCAGACCUCGGCGACUAUGAUGUCAACGAUCAUGGAGCUGGCAUUGACUACAUCCGUGACAUGCCAUUUGCUCCUUCACAGACAGCAGAACUUCUAGACAGAAUACAUGAACUUCACAAACAACACAAAGGUCAAACGCCAGAAGAGGCUGAAAACCACUUCUUGGAAAAUUCCAAGAAAUUAGCUAUGUAUGGUGUUGAUCUUCACAAAGCAACAGACUCCGAGGCCGUGGCCAUCAUGUUGGGCGUGUGUGCUAGUGGGUUGCUUGUAUACAGAGACAAACUCCGUAUCAACAGAUUUGUCUGGCCCAAAAUAUUAAAGAUUUCUUACAAAAGGAACAAUUUCUACAUAAAAAUACGACCUGGAGAGUUUGAGCCUUUCGAGACAACCAUCGGUUUUAAACUUGAUAAUCACAGAUUAGCCAAGAGGUUGUGGAAAACAUGCGUAGAACACCAUGCCUUCUUCAGGUUGCGAGAACCAGAAGCACCCACAAACAGCACAGUAUUCCCCCGCCUUGGUUCCAAGUUCCGCUACUCUGGGAGAACAUUGUACCAGACACGACAAACGUCAGCACUCCUAGACAGACAACAGCCUUAUUUCGACCGUUCCAACCAGAAACGUCACACAUAUGCAGAUCAGAGAACACGCAGUGUAGAUGAAUUGGCUAUGCGUCCAAGCUACAGAGAACAAUACAAAGACCAAUAUGGCUACUACCCAGAAGAUGCACCAACACUGGAAGGCAGAAGCACCCAGAUGAUCGUGACCGAGAUUCCUUAUGAAGAUGAAGAAGGGGGAACGUUGAAGAAGCGGCCAGAGGAGUACUCAACAGACACAGCAGACAGGCGAGACAAGGCACCUACAGACCAGGAAGAGAAAGAUCGCAAGAAGAAGAAGGGCAAGGACAAAGAUCAUGAGAAGGUGGCAUUAGCAGAGCUUAACAAGUCUGAGGAUAGGAGUGAUGAACAGGGAGCAGAUGAAGCAACAUUGAAAGCAGACCCAAGACAUCAACCAGACAGUUCUGGUCUUGAUAUGGAUGAGAUAAUGUUGGCAGCUAAGAUGGGCCAGGAUAACAAGUCGCCUGACUCGAAGGGAAGUCCCUAUGGUCCUGGGAGAGAGGCAGGUGGCCGUGAUGCCCCAGAUAGGGACAGACACCAAAAGAAGGGUAAAUCUGAUAAGAACAAACGGGCAUCUUUUAUGGCCAGUUUGUGUGCAGGGAAAAAUCCAAAGAAGAAGGGAGGAGAUACAGAUUCCGUAUCGUCUACUUCAUCUCAUGCAUCUCAGUCUGGCUCUAAACCUGCUGGCAAGACUGAGGAAACAACAGAAUCUGAAAAGGGAUCUUUCGGACCUGGGGUGGGCGUCGGCCCUGGAGGUUACGGUGGAGUGGGCGUUGGCCCUGGUAUGGGCAGAGGAGGACCACUUACAGCAGAACUUGGAGAUGAAAGUUUCGUUGAUCGCAAGAUGGAAUUCAUCCCUGUUGAACCCCCACACAAGAUGCGGGUAGAAACAAAUCGUAUAAAAACAGGCCUUGACCUCUCUGACGGGUCACCAAUGCCAUUCUUCAACCCAGCAGCUACCAGCACCACGGGCCGUCCCGGGAAAGUGCCACCACCAGUGCCACCCAAAGGAAAGGGAGGGUACGGAACUGACGACAGGAACCGCGUCAAGUCCGAUCAUCCACCUACAGUCCUUACUGAGAGCGUUAAGUACGACCCCGAUGUCGAUGACACUCCGGUUUCCACAAAGAAUGUCCCCCUCGUGAAAACUGAGACUCGAACUGUAACUUAUGAAAAAGAAGGGAACUCACUACCCUCUGAGAUGGAGGAUGGUUACCUUGUUAGUUCCCAGUCGCAUAGCACCAAGACGCAAACUGUCGAAACAACUACAUACAAGACCGAGAAGGACGGCAUUGUGGAGACACGAGUGGAGAGAAAGGUUGUCAUUCAGGGAGAUUCCGAUGACUUCGAUCAUGACGAGGCCUUGGCGCAGGCCAUUCUGAGCGUGACAGAGCUGGAUCCAGAUAUCUCCGUGGAGAGAAUUGAAUGCAUGAGGCAGAUGGAAGAGGUCAAUGGAGACAACAGAAACACAGCAGUGUGAGAGGAAGUGAGUGAUAUCCCAAGUGCUGAAUCUAUACUCCAUCUCCUCCAUUCAUCGGGAACAGAAAUGACAGACAAUAAGCUUGCAUUCAUGCCAUCAUCGCUGGAUUACCAUUCUGUUGUUAAAUAGCUUCAUUUAAUGAUUGAUUAGUUGCAUAUUUUGAUGGUUUAGAUGUCAGAUUCAACCCCGUAGGAAUGAAAUUAGAUGCCUUUUAGUUAUGAUGGAAACUCAGCCUCUUUUUGAAGUUACCAGUCUUAAGUUUAGUUGUUAUUUUAAUUCAUUAUAUAUCUGCUUACGUAUGUGAUUAUUUUCUGAUGAGGCUGUUAUAUUUUUUUGACUGUACAUAUGGGAAGUAAAAUAUGCUUGUUCCAUUUAAUUCAUUCAUAUCUAUCAUAAAGCUUUUAAUCUGUUCAUUGUUUUAUUACAGUGUUUUUGUCAUUCUUUUUAUACCAAUAAUUUCACAAUUGAAUAAUCAUGCAAAUAAUACGAACAUCUGUAUAUUUAGAAAAUUGUGAAUAAGCUUUGUUUAUUUUACCAUACUUGCCAAGUUUGUAGACAAAUUAUGCAUUUUCUUAUGAUCAAUACAGGACCAAAUGUUUGUAUGUACUUUGUGCUGUCAUAUUUUUGGUGUAUUGAAACACAUACACACUAAUUAGGAUGUAAUAAUUAGUCAUAUAUUUAUCCAUAUAACAUGUACAGAUGGACGUCCAUAGUGUGGAAUAUUCAGGUUUGUGACUAACCAAUUUCAUAAAGUUUCUUAUUGUUACUGCUGAAUGUUAUAUGACAAAAAGAAAUAUUUCAAACUCGCUCCUUGUGUACUCAAAGUAUAUGGAAACCUAGCUUAGGUCUGUUGAUUGUAAAGCAUAUAUUGGUUCUUGAAAGUUCUGACAUUUUUCAAAUUUACUGUCUUUGAUAUGACUUUUAAUGGUGUUUAGUGCCUCUACCCCUUUAAAAUUAACACCUUUUGAGAUACAUAUUUCUUUGGAAGUGGAGUGUUUUAAACGUUUUUUCUUGUUCAGUUUGGUGCUAGGUUGUUUGACAAAUAUUUAUGAAAUGAAAAAUAACUGGCAGUGUUGUGGAGACGAUUGCUUCUUCCAUUGUUAUGAUUUUUUCUUUCUUUUUGAAACAACAAAUAACUUAUGAAAUUGUGUGAACAAUGUCCUAUUUGCAGUAUAUGAAACUGCAGUGUCCCAAAUUGGUAUAUUCCUCAACUCGAGGGAGUGUAUUAGGGAGUAGUCAUGUGAACAGAGACAGCCAAGACAAGAGUUGUCAUUGGUCGGGAGACAGAACCCAGCCACACAUGUGGACCGUCCAGCUGUCCUAUCUUUGUGAUACUAUUAAUGUCUGUGGACGUCUUGUAUCAUCUUACGCCUGCUGUGUAUCUGGAUUGUGCCCGAGUCUGCAUCUAGACUGGGAAAUCUCUAGUAUGGGCAUGUAUUUAAUGCAUCGCUGACUUUCAACAUUGCCAUGUCUAAUGUAAUACAUUAGCUUUCAGUAAGGGCAUUUUCUAUGUCAGUCCAUAGCUACAAAUAUGAUUUUCGAUACAAGGCUCUUUAUGACAAAAGCCUGUAAAUAUGGAAUGGUUUUUAUGAGUUUUGUUGUGGCAGGUGCUUCUUUACUGAAAGGAAAAAUUUGGCAUUAGGUGUGAGCAUGGAAUGGUGGGAGUCUGAGAUGCUGGGAUUUGUUAUAGCUGGUCACGUGCUCACAUUGAUCAUUGCCUUAAGACGCCAUAUGUUAAACACGCUUUUUAAUAGUCAGCAAUCAGUCUAGAUGGCAAUGAUACAUUUAAAUCAUGACUUCAGAAUAAAACCUCUGUUUCCAAA